Molecule: messenger RNA, 3826 nt
Organism: Catharus ustulatus (Swainson's thrush)
Lineage: Eukaryota; Metazoa; Chordata; Aves; Passeriformes; Turdidae
Product: splicing factor 3B subunit 2-like
Biological process (GO): mRNA splicing, via spliceosome
Cellular component (GO): precatalytic spliceosome; catalytic step 2 spliceosome; U12-type spliceosomal complex
Source: RefSeq, a predicted model, not a curated record
AUGGCCAGACAAGAUGACGGCAAUGGGAAACCUGACCCCCCCGUCCCCCGCGCCUCUCCUGAAGGGGCUCCCAUGGGUACCAGGACCCCCCUGGGCCCCCGAGGCAGCCCCAUGGGAGCCCCCCAGCCCCGCGGCCCCCCCUCUCCCUCCGGCGAUGACAGCAGAGACGCCGAGGACUCCAAUGCUCCCAAGAUCCCGCAGGCGCUGGAGAAAAUCCUGCAGCUCAAAGAGAGCUGCCAGGAGGAGCUGGUGACUGUCCCGGGGGUCUCGGCCGAGGACGAGAUGGAGACGCAGCUCCGGGUGUCGGUGUCGGUCUCCGAGGCUGAGGAGGACACGGAGACAUCCGAAAAGGAGCGGAACCAGAAGCGCUGCAACCGCAAGAAAAAGAAGCGGGGGAGGCGCGGGGCCCGGGAGGUAACCCCGACCUGCCCCCGGUGGGACCCCGAGCCCCUCCCCGAGGCAGAGAUCGAGUACGUGAGUGAGGAGCUCGAGAUCUACGACCACAACUUCGUGUUGUUCAAGAGCAUUUUCGAGGCUUUCAAGCUGUCUGGCGACGUGAAUAACGACAAGAAGGAGCUGGAGCGGGCAGAGAGCGCCUGGGCCCCCCCGAAAAAGGGAGCCAAGGAUAGCUCCAGGGACAGCGAUGGGGACAGCUCCGAGGAUGAGCAGGAGAAGAAGCAGGAGGUCCCAAAGCUGUCCAAGAAGAAGCUGCGGCACAUGAACAGACUCACGGUGGUCGAGCUGAAGCAGCUGGUGGCCCGCCCUGACGUGGUGGAGAUGUACGAUGUGACCGCACAGGACCCCGAGCUGCUGGUGCACCUGAAGGGCACGCGGAACGCGGUGCCGGUGCCGCGGCACUGGUGCUUCAAGAGGAAAUACCUGCAGGGCAAGAGGGGCAUCGAGAAGCCGCCCUUCGAGCUGCCCGAGCUCAUCAAGUGCACGGGCAUCCAGGAGAUGCGCGAGGCCCUGAAGGACAAGGAGGAACAGAGGAAUAAGUCCAAGAUGCGGGAGAAGGUGCGGCCCAAGACGGGCAAGAUCGACAUAGAUUACCAGAAACUCCACGACGCCUUCUUCAAGCGGCAGACCAAGCCCAAGCUGACCAUCCGCGGGGACCUCUACUACGAGGGGAAGGAGUUCGAGACCCAGCUCAGGGAGAAGAAGCCGGGCGACCUCUCGGACGAGCUGCGGAUCGCGCUGGUCAUGCCUGUGGGGCCGAAUGCCCACAAGGGGCCACCCCCGUGGCUGAUCGCCAUGCAGCGCUACGGACCCCCUCCCUCGUACCCCAGCCUCAGAAUCCCGGGCCUCAACUGCCCCAUCCCCGAGGGCUGCUCAUUCGGCUACCACGCCGGGGCGUGGGGGAAGCCCCCCGUGGACGAGAUGGGGAAGCCGCUCUAUGGGGAGGUGUUCGGCACCAACGCCGCCGAGUUCCAGACGAAGGAGCAGGAGAUCGACUGCACUCCCUGGGGGGAGCUGGAGCCGUCGGACGAGGAAUCCGAGGAGGAGAGCGAUGAAUCCAACGAGACCGGGUUCAUCACCCCGGCCAACAGCGGGCUGAUCACCCCAGGGUACUUCUCGGUGCCGGCCGGGAUCGAGAUCCCGGAGCUGAUCGAGCUCCGCAAGAAGAAAAUCGAGGAGACCAUGGACAGGAGCGAGACGCCCCAGCUGUUCACGGUGGUCCCCGAGAAACGCACGGCAACCGUGGGCAGGGCCAUGAUGGGCUCCACUCACAUCUACGACAUGUCCGCGGUGAUGGGACACAAGAGGCCGGUGACAGAGGCGCGGGGCGUGGAGGUGGUGCUGGCUCCCGAGGAGCUGGAGCUGGACCCCUCGGCCAUGACACAGAAGUACAAGGAGCACGUGCGGGAGCAGCAGGCACAGGUGGAGGAGGAAGACUUCAGUGACAUGGUGGCCGAGCACGCUGCGAAGCAGAAGAAGAGGAAGGCGCAGCCCCAGGACGCCCGCGGGGAGGGCAAGAAGUUCAAGGAAUUCAAGUUUUAGAUGUUACUGCUGUCCCCUCGGUGUCACCUCACUAUCACCCACCCUCUGUCACCUGGGGCCGCGGUCCGGGUGUUUGUAAAUAAAAGGUGUCCCCACCGACAAAAAAAAAGGAAGAAAAAAAAAAAAGAAAUAAAAAAAGGAACGGAGCUGCAACGGCCGGGGCGGGGGGAGGUCCGCCGCGCCGCCCCAUAUCUACAGCAGGUCUCUUAGAUGAACAGCAAUUACAUACAGAUCAGCCGGUCCCAAGAGACGGGCAGGGGCCGCCCCGAAAAGGGAAGGGAGGCGCGGGUGGGAGCCGCCCUGUGCCGCCACCGCCGCCAGCCGGGAAAGGGAAAACUCCGCAGCACCGUCCUGCGGCCGCGAACCGAGCUCGUAGCGAAUCACAUCCCUGAAUGACUUACUGAGCCCAAACAAUCGAAUGCGCAUAUACACAGAGUUUACAAUAACUUCCAACAACUUGAUUUUUUUAAAUAAAAUACUAGUAAGACUAUGUCAUACUAUUUAUGAAUAUUCUAGUAUCACCAUCACCUCAUAUAUGGCUCAUCCAGACCUCUCCCAAACCCUGAGAAAGACUUUAGUGUCUUUAACGCAGUUAAUAAAUAGCAAUGUCUUUUCCUCUAUCAAGGCAAAUGGUUCUUGUUUCUCGACUAUGCCUGCUAACACCAUUCUCAACCAGGUAACCCUGCAGAAGGCCAAAUACCUCCUACCAUCCAUGUUUUUACAAGCAAAGAUAUUUUUCAAGACUAAUUUAUGCAUAUGUUUUAUGCUGGGACUGAGUAAAUGUGUAGCAAAGGAGUAAAAUAUAGUAUAUUUGUGAAUAAAGCUUCAAAGAAACUUUCAGAAACCUGUUUAUUAAUGGUCAUGUGGUUUUUUUUUCUCAGGAAAACUGUGUUCUAAAGAACAGGAAAUAGAACAUUAAAAGAAAAGAAAUACUGAAGGUCACAACAUAUGUUAGUGUGUCUUUGUCUCCUCAUAUGUCCUUGUGCUAUGUUUAGACAAUUCAAGAACUUUAUGUGGAAGGAUUAGUGUUUUUGUGCAACUUGAUCAAUUAUCAAAAUAUUUAUCAUGAUCUAAUUACUAAAAAUAGCCAAGCAGUGAAAGAGCAGGUUUUAUUACCAACCUGACCUUUGUAAUCUGGACAGGAGUUCAGUUCAGUGAGCAAUGCUCUUUUCCUCCCCACAGAUACCAUACAACCUAUUGACAACAUACAGCAAAUCUCUGCUGAAUGAAAGACACAACUUUGAGUUGGUUAUCUGUCUGCACCAAACAAUUUAGACUCUUAGGAAAAGGACAACAACCCAGGAAGAUUACACCAUAACAUUUUGCAACAGCAGCUUUCACAGUACUUGGUUGCAACACAACACAGUUCUUACCUCAGCUUGUGAGCUCCUCGUGACCUUGAUGUAUAAAUUGCAUCUUAAACUUUAGCUAAGUCACAGAAAUAUUCAGUACAAGAAUUAGGAUUCAUUUAUCGUUUAAAAAGUGUAGCGGUAAGUAAUUAUGUAUGAGAAGAGUGGUGACAAUGUAGAAUGAAUCAAUGGGAAAUGGUAUUACUUCAGAUGGCCUCAGUAGUUUUAACAUCGUCCUCCUUUCAGUGAGCUGGGCUGUUCUUCUUUUGAGACCCUGUAACAAGAAAUCUUCCCUAGGAUAAUUUAAAAAAGGAUCUCUCAGAAGAUCCGAAGUUCGGGUGGAAUUGGAAAACUGAUAUAUUAAAGACUAGAGAGACCAAGUCUUUCAUCAACAGCUGAUUUUUCCUGACACCAGCUACAGACAGACCAAGCAAAUGGCAGCCCGUGAGCAAACUCCGCGGCAGUGGCCACCGGCAGGA